GUGCGAUGUCACAUGUGCUGUUAGUUGAAAGUGUAUGCUGGUCUAUUAAUAGUCUCGGAAUGUAAGUAAUGUUUUGUGUCUGAGAGCUGAUCUAAAUACAAGUUUCAAAGCAAGGCUGUCUACUUAUUAACAAAUCUGGAACAUUAAUUCAGGGAAAUUUUACUGAAACCACCACAGAAAGGCCUUUUCAUUCUCCUGCUGUGUUUGCACCUUUGACCACCAGCAAAGAAGGCGUAAAGAGGAAAAUUCAAUGCUAUUAACCCUGGAAAGGACUCUGGACAUCAUUAACCCUGGAAGUCAGCAUGAAUGAACCUACAGUUCUUCACAACUCAUUUCAGUUCAAAGAAAUGGACCUGUCUCACCAAUUACUGAAACAGCUUAAUAGACUGCGUCGUGAAGAGACCUUGACUGAUGUAAUUCUCUGUGCUGGGGGGAAAGAACUGCCUUGUCACCGAAGUGUCCUGGCGUCUAGUAGUCCCUACUUCUGGGCUAUGUUUUGUCACAACUUCAAAGAAAGUUUUCUCAGGCGGGUCCAUCUUUUGGGGAUCGAUGGGGACAUUCUGGCUCUGCUUGUGGAUUAUGUGUAUACAGGGGAGAUUACCGUAAAUGCGGCAAACGUUUUCUAUUUGAUGGAAGCGGCUGCCGUUUACCAGUACCCCAAAGUAUUUGAGGCUUGCUCGACAUACUUGCAAGGUCAGUUAACUGCUGACAACUGCCUUGGCAUGGUAAGGCUUGCGCAGGUGUUCAACUGCAGGAGUCUGGAGAGGCAGGCGAAGAAAAUGGCUCUGGAGCACUUCCUGGAGGUGGCAACCACGGAGGAGCUCAAGGAGCUCUCCUGCACUGAGCUCGCGGGCUACCUCGGGGACGAUGAGCUCCGUGCCGAAGAAGAGCAGGUGUUUGACACCCUGUCUGCCUGGAUCCGUCACGACCCAGAGACCCGGCAGCGCCACACACACGAGCUCCUCGAGAAGGUGCGACUCCAGUACGUGCACCCCACCUACCUCUUCCACUUCAUCGCCAACAACCCCUUCAUCCAAGGUUCACCUGUUUGCAGGGGCAUUUUGGAGUCAGCCGUCAGGUUACUCUUUUCUCUGAGCCCUGCAAACAGCCCCAACAGUACACCCUUGGUGCACUUACCACGUAGGUGUGCUUCCCAGGAGUUCCUUGUCACCAUUGGAGGUAGGAAGAGCAACCAAGGGACCACGAGAGAGGUUUUCUUGUAUAAUUAUAUGGACCAGAACUGGCACACCCUCUCAAAGCUUCCUGUACACCUUUAUAAAGGUUCUUGCGUUUGCUUACACAGGAACGUAUACGUCCUCGGGGGACUGAUCAUUAGCAACGGGAAGAGAACUGCGAGUGCAAGAGUUUAUAGUUUCUCCUUUAAGAUGAACCACUGGCGGACCGAGAAAGACAUGCCUUUCCCCUGUUAUUCCCAUCAGACCCUCGCGCAUGUGAACUAUAUUUUCUCCCUAGGAGGGAUCGGGCCCAGUCAGGAGAUACUGGACACAUUGCACAGGUAUGACAGCGUUUUUGGAAUCUGGGAAAGAAUGGCUCCCAUGCCUGUUGCUGUGCUGCACCCAGCUACUGCGGCUGUCAACCAACGCCUCUACGUUUUCGGUGGGGAAGAUGCGGUCCAGAAUGCUGCUCGCCUGAUACAGGUUUACAAUAUAUCUCGGAACAUCUGGUUCAGAAUGGAGACAAGAAUGGUUAAGAACGUCUGUGGCCCUGCAGCUGUGGUUGGGGACAGGAUCAUUGUCAUAGGAGGAUACACGAGGAGAACGAUUGCCUUUGACACAAAGAGCAGCCAGUUUAUAAAAUGUGCUGAUCUGAAAGAGAGGAAGAUGCAUCACGGAGCCACAGUUGUAAACAAUAAAGUGUAUGUUACUGGAGGCCGAUACAUCACUUCAGACCACACCAUCGAAGACAGUGAUGCCUUUGACUGCUAUGACCCAGAGACAGAUAGCUGGACAUCUAAAGGAAGCCUCCCACACAAGCUCUUUGACCACGGAUGUCUAACACUGCAAAGCAUUUCCUACAAACCCAACACACUGUAAGUUUUGUAGCAGAGCAUCACAGCAAUUGUUUCAGGCAGGAGAAGUCCAUUCCACUUGACCAUGUGUGAAUCCCAUGUGUUGAUAUGGGUUUGUCACCUUCCUCCUGAAACCCAAUUUAACUUCUUCUUCCCCUGACGUAUCAGGAAGUGAGUUCACUUUCUUACCACACUUCAUGCAAAACGAUCGAUCUCCUUCACUUCUAGCUCUCCCUGUCAAUUAUCUACUGUCACUACUUAAGUUCUGACCAUGGAAGAAAGGAUUAAUCGGUGAAGAAUGUGUUAACUGCUAAGGCUCAACAAGGGUAUUAAAACACACAGAAAAUGCUGGUGGAACUCAGCAGGCCAGGCAGCAUCUGUGGAAAAAAGUACAGUCGAUGUUUCAGGCCUGCUGAGUUCCUCCAGCAUCUUGUGUUUGUUGCUCGGUUUUCCAGCAUCUGCAGAUUUUCUCUUGUUAAGGGAAUUGCAUUACAGUUCCUUUGACUGUAAACAGUAAUCUGCAAUUGCUUUUCUCCUGCUGCAUGUAUUGAGAUACUGUGAAAAGCUUUAUUUUGCAUCCUGCAUGCCAUUGUCGUGGAGUUUCAGAUUUGUGAGUCACUGGGAACUCUUCUGGGGCAGGUAUGACCUGAACAGGUUACAUGUGAACUCAAGGGGGACCAACAUCCUUGCAGGCAAGUUUUCUGGAGCUGUUAGCGUUACGUAUUCAUGUACGUUUUGACCCUUAUGGGUUGCUGUCAAGCUUCCCUGUGUGUUAUGCACUGAACAUAGUGUGAGAGGGCAUUCUGAGUAGAUGCAAAAUAAACAGCAGCACAUUUGU
This is a messenger RNA of Hypanus sabinus (Atlantic stingray), 2867 nucleotides long. RefSeq names its product kelch-like family member 38a (gene klhl38a). Gene Ontology annotation, molecular function: protein binding. The transcript is spliced from 4 exons. The coding region runs from base 303 to 2054 and encodes 583 amino acids. The record is from RefSeq and is a predicted model, not a curated record. Lineage: Eukaryota; Metazoa; Chordata; Chondrichthyes; Myliobatiformes; Dasyatidae.